CGCGCGCCCGCGUCCUUUUGUUUUCGGUUUGUUUGUUUUGUGCAGCGUCUGAGUCUCGCGAGAUUUUAGCGCGUUCCCCGAGGAAAGCCACACGGGACAGCGACGAACGGAAAUGGACGCCAGCAGCAAUGGCCAUUCGAAUAGCAGUGGAGGAACGCACGGGAAACCACAGAAGUGUAAUCAAAAUGUGCAGGUUUACGUUCGCGUCCGCCCAACAAACAGUCGCGAAAGGUUGAUUCGAUCGCAGGAGAUCGUGGAGGUGAUCUCACCCCGGGAAGUGCACCUGAAAUCCACGUACAAUGAUUCGCGAACGUCGAAAAAGUUCACAUUCGAUCGAGCGUUCUGUCCGGGUUCGAAGCAAAAUGAGGUCUACCACUCGGUGGUGGCACCGUACAUUGAGGAGGUGCUGGCCGGGUUCAAUUGUACGGUGUUUGCCUACGGGCAGACGGGCACCGGCAAAACGUUCACCAUGGUCGGUGAGGAAGAACCGGAGCUGAGUGCGGCCUGGGAGGAUGACACAAUGACCGGGAUCAUUCCGCGCGCGGUCAAUCACCUGUUCGAUGAGUUGCGUUUGACCGAGCUGGAGUUUUCGAUGCGAAUCUCCUACCUCGAGCUGUACAAUGAGGAACUGUGCGAUCUGCUGUCCACGGAUGACUCGGUGAAGAUCCGCAUCUUUGACGAUGUGCAGAAGAAGGGCUCGGUGAUCGUGCAGGGACUGGAGGAGAUACCGGUGCACAGUAAGGACGAUGUGUACAAGCUGCUGACGAAGGGCCAGGAGCGGCGCAAAACGGCGUCCACGCUCAUGAACGCGCAAUCGUCCCGCUCGCACACGAUCUUCUCGAUCAUCGUGCACAUCAAGGAGAACGGUAUCGAUGGUGAGGAGAUGCUGAAGAUCGGUAAGCUGAACCUGGUCGAUCUGGCUGGCAGUGAGAACAUCUCGAAGGCGGGCAACGAGAAGGGCAUCCGGACACGGGAAACGGUCAACAUUAAUCAAUCGCUGUUGACGCUCGGGCGUGUGAUAACGGCACUGGUUGAGAAGACACCGCACAUCCCUUACCGUGAGUCCAAGUUGACGCGCUUGCUACAGGAAUCGCUCGGUGGCCGUACGAAAACGUCCAUCAUUGCGACGAUAUCACCGGGCCACAAGGACUUUGAGGAAACGCUCAGUACGCUCGAGUACGCGCACCGUGCCAAAAACAUUCAGAACAAACCGGAGGCCAACCAGAAGCUGUCGAAAAAAACGGUCAUCAAGGAGUACACGGAGGAGAUCGAUCGUUUAAAGCGCGAUCUGAUGGCGGCCCGGGACAAAAACGGUAUCUUUCUGGCGGAGGAAACGUAUAACGAGAUGGUUUACAAGUCGGAAGCGGCCACCAAAGAGCUGAACGAUAAGUCGGCCCUCAUCAAAGCGAUGAAGGAUGAGCUGGCCAAGAAAGAAUCAAUCUUCCGGGAGGUGGCAGUCAGUUUGGAGGAACGCGAAGAGGAGCUGCGCCGCACGGUGACGGAUCUGGGCCAGACGCGCGAGGAACUGACGAGCACCAAGCGAAACCUAUCGAAGACAAAGCGCCGUUACGUCGAGAAGAAGGUUGUACUGGAAGAGCAUUUGAAAACGGAGCAAGUGCUGACGGGCCAAGCAAAAGAGCUGAUCAGUGUCGUCGAGAUGGUCACGGAGGAUGCCGAUGGAUUGCAUGAUACGGUCGAUCGACGGAGAGAAGUCGAUAAUAAAAACCGGACCGCCACGGAAAUGUUUGUCAAUCGAGUUCGCAAUCGGAUAACGACCAUUCAGAGUGAUGUCUCUGGUUUGGUCGAGCAAGCGAAUCAACUGACGAAAGCUUUAAACGCAGCUACAGAACGCCAUGAUAAAGAUGACCAGAAACUGCAUGCCCAAACCGUAGACUUCUUCUCGACACUGGAAACGGUAAGCCAAAGCUUGGUGCAGGAAAACACUGGCCUCGUCGAGGGUUUUAAGGCAGCGUUGGGCGAUCAGCAGAACGUGCAAUACAACGCCGCUAUCCAGUACCUAGAGCAGGUCGAGCAAAGUCGCAACGCUAUGCUACAGUCGUUCAUGGCCACACUCGAAGAGGUAAAAGCUGGCUUAAGAGAAACCGUGCAACGGCACACGACAGAACAGCAAAGCCAGUGGUUAAAACUGAUCGGGCAUUGUAAAACCCGGGACACCCGGACUACCGAGUUCUGCGCAUCGCUCGGCAACAAACUUUUCGAAAUGGAAACGCUUGUUUCGCAGUUCGAGCAGAGCCGCAAUCGGCUACAAGAAUACAGACAACAGUCUGAAUUGGUUCACUUGGAAACGCUGGACGAACUUCGUAAGAUCGAGAAAAAUGCCAAGAGUUUUUACGAGGAUCAGCUAACUAGCUUCUUCCAGCGGAUGUACGAUGCCACGAAACGUCGUGCCGAGCUUUCACAGACCGUAACUGCCUUACAGGAAGACUUGAAGGGUCAAGAACAGGCCACACAGCAGCAUAUAGCAGCCAUUAGACAAAGUGUUGGUUCCGAGGAGAGUGCCAUCGGCGAGGGCACCACCGUUCGGGAACAGCUAACGAAACAGUGGGACGAGCUGAAGCGCCGGCAGAACAGGGCAACCGAAGAAAAGCUGCAACAAACGCCUCUCGAUAAGGUGGAACUGCGUGCGACAGAGCUAGCAAAUGCUAUCGCCCAAGAGCGAACCCGUUUGGACGAUGCACAACAAGACGCACAGCAACGGCUAGCCUCCUUUGUCGAUGCCGUUGCCACGACGAAUGACAGUUUCCAAGAAGCGCAGCGCGAAACGUUCGUAAAGGUUCAAACAUGUAUGCAGGCACAGGAAACGGGCCGCCAGGAGUUUGCCUGUUCCGCCCGGGAUCACACUGGCCGUCUAACGGAGACGUUCGUUACGCUUAAGCGGAAGGCUAACGAGGACCAGCUGAUAGAACUGCAGGCGGAGGUUGAGAAGUUCCGUCAACGAGAACUUACUUUCUACGAGCCCACCGGUAAGACGCCAAUCCGGAAGCGUGUGCAGUACCCAAGGGACGUUCCUAUGACGGCGCCGGAUGAGCGCAUCAUUCGUCGGUACUGGCGUGAACGUGGUGAAAUGAUGGAUAUGUCGAUGACGAUAUGUGAGGAUGAAGAGACAAUUAGUCCGCUGAAGACCGAGUACCAGCGGAGUAACGAGAUCCGCAACUCGACCCCCCUUACGCAGAAAGUGUUGAACAACGUGUUGGACGAAGAUAGGGAGCACUUCAAGGAACUACACAUCUCCAAAAUCGAUUCCAAGGUUUUAUCAACCGCACACGUGUUAGUGGACGAGUAUGAUAAGGAAAACAAAACCAUCGAAGAAGUUGUUGUCAGUGAAUAGGAUGGUUUAGGCAUAAAUUGGUAUGGGUUGACUUUUUCUUUUCUAGCGUACGAUAAGUUCUGCAAAAUCAGAAAGAAUAAUUUUUAAUAUACCCGAUCGCUAACCAGUGAUGUUAAAGCUUUGUUGGGGACCUGGAGAGGAGGGGCAUGGCUGUAGCAUUUUAACAAAACAUAACGAUUUUAUCUUCCUUAACACUUGUAAAAAACAUGACGACUGUGCUAAAGCUCCGCAGGCACACUCUUCAGCCUUCGUAACAACGCAUAGAAAGUGAGCAAUAGAUAGUGGGAAAGAGUAGAUGCAGUUUCCUGGAAAGAGAUGGUUAUUUCAAAAAUAAACAUACAACUACAAAACGCAUACUGUGGAGACCUGAGAAAAGGGGUGUUUCGAAAUCGAACAACAGAGAAUGCGGUUGUAAACGUUGUGCUUCCUGUUUUGGUCGAGUGUAUUUCCGCGUACUGUGCGUUUUUGUAUUUGAAUAUAUUUAAUGACAAAUAUGAAACCAAUUCUUCACUCUGAUUGGCAUUGAAAGAAAAGGGAUGAGCUAGUACAUGAGGAGCUGUGAUCGUUCGUGAGUCUCUAUCUAUUAUUGCUGUCAACAUUUUUAAGGAAAAUUUAAAAAAAAUUAAAUUAAGGAAACGAGGAGCGCUUGAAGUUUGCUCACUUAGUCGUAGGUUGCUUGAUGAUGAUGAUGAUGAUGAUAAGUGAUUCGAUUCAGCGGUUCAUCAGCUGGUUGCCAUUGGCUUCGGCGUAUGAUGCCUUUGAACACGGUUUAAUUUGCUUAAGUUUAAAACAUAGCAUUAUGUUUCUCACUC
Molecule: messenger RNA, 4161 nt
Organism: Anopheles aquasalis
Lineage: Eukaryota; Metazoa; Arthropoda; Insecta; Diptera; Culicidae
Gene: Klp61F
Product: Kinesin-like protein at 61F
Biological process (GO): spindle elongation; mitotic spindle assembly; microtubule-based movement
Cellular component (GO): nucleus; mitotic spindle; spindle microtubule
Molecular function (GO): ATP binding; microtubule binding; plus-end-directed microtubule motor activity
Source: RefSeq, a predicted model, not a curated record